Protobothrops mucrosquamatus (brown spotted pit viper) is the source of this 1566-nucleotide messenger RNA. It is a transcript of the gene INSYN2B, whose product is annotated as inhibitory synaptic factor family member 2B. Gene Ontology annotation, biological process: inhibitory postsynaptic potential. Lineage: Eukaryota; Metazoa; Chordata; Lepidosauria; Squamata; Viperidae. The coding region runs from base 16 to 1566 and encodes 516 amino acids. The transcript is spliced from 3 exons. The record is from RefSeq and is a predicted model, not a curated record. Gene Ontology annotation, cellular component: postsynaptic density.
UUGAAUUGCGACUCAAUGGCUCAGCAAGGCAUCAAAGUGAGGCCUGUCCUGCUGAAACGGAACAGCCUGGAUUCAGUUGAUUUUAGAAGACAUCCACACCAUCGCAGGAGCAAAUCACAACAAGUCCGAUUUAAAGAGGAUGGAGCAGAUAACCCAACAGUUGCAGAAUCAGAGCUGGAGGCAGGAGAUACCCAAGAUCCAUGUGUAUUGGAUAAAAUACAAACCUCCCAAGCCCAUAACUUAGUAAACGAUUCACUCUGUUUUCCACCAUCUUGCAAAGGAUUACAAAAUAUUGCCAUACAGACUUCUCCAAGCCUCAGGAAGCAUUUUCCAGUGUUUAAAAAGAAAAGAAUUACAACAAGCAAGUCUCUAACAGAAAUGCCAAAAGAGUCUGAAUAUACUUUUCAAGUUAAUGGCAAUCUUUCUCAACAGGACAUUAUCUCUUCUAGUCUCUCUUACUUGAGUAUCGCUCAGCGUUUAAAUGAUGGGCCAAAAGCAACAGCAAAUACUCUAUUCCGAAGAGUACCUAAAGCACAAAGCAAUGGCCCUGUCCAUUUGGGUUCUGAUCAACUUGCAAUAUUAGAAACAGCCACUGUUUCUACCCAGGUCCCUGAAUAUACACACCUGGGUUCUGCACUAGACAAUUUUUCCAUUUAUCCAGACACACAAGUGGACUUAAGGAGCUCCACUGAUCCUUCUCCCACUAAGAGGGAAUCCGAGGGAAUAUGUUCCAUGCUGGUGGAGUCUGAAAACCUGACUUGUGUAAGUCAGAACUGUAAUGAUGCUCAAAUGGGUCAGAAUUCAUGUGAAGAGGAAAGUUACACUGAGCUGCUAUCUAAGAAUGAUAUCAGUGCUAAGGAAAACGUUCUCCCAUUGUUUCAGUUUCACCACAAUCCUUUACCCUGCUCUCUCCCAGAGCCUCAGCAGUCAGUACAAUUGCAAGUAGACACUGGCCCUAAGAUACAGAUGAAUGACAACCAAACGACAUUAUUCACUAUCAACAGCGUGUCACCUCUUAUUCCCUCUUGUCAAACUGUAACAGAAAACAUUUCCACUAAUACCGAAGUGCCACAGUACAACAACUGCUUAGAAGGCUUUCAUAUAAAUGCCUAUCUUUCAGGGGCUGAAACAAAAUCGGGGGAAAAAGAGAUUAAAGAAAUUAAUCAAAUUCAUUUGGCACACAGCGAACUAUGUGCCCUACAAGGCAGACUUCAGUCCGUGGAGGAAUCUUUGCUGUCAAACCAGGAGAAGAUUAAAGUCCUCUUGAAUGUAAUUCAAGACAUGGAAAAGGCCAGAGCCCUCAAUGAAGGACGGAACUUCUAUCGCACUGGCCAAGAUCUCAACAAUUGCAGCACUUGCCAGAACACCGCAUGUAUCAUUUACAGUGUAGAAUAUGACUUCAGGCAACAAGAAGAUAGGUUUCACCAAGUUUUGAAAGCAUUGGAUCAAGUGGAAGAGAGUCCUGUUUUGGUGACACUACAAAGACAGCCAUCUGACCAUCCAGUCCCUGAGAAACAGGACAUAAGAAGAAAGGCAAAGAAAAAGAAAUGCUUCUGGUGGAUUUGA